Molecule: messenger RNA, 1561 nt
Organism: Mangifera indica (mango)
Lineage: Eukaryota; Viridiplantae; Streptophyta; Magnoliopsida; Sapindales; Anacardiaceae
Product: V-type proton ATPase subunit C
Exons: 11
Coding region: 114-1241 (375 amino acids)
Biological process (GO): proton transmembrane transport
Cellular component (GO): vacuolar proton-transporting V-type ATPase, V1 domain
Molecular function (GO): proton-transporting ATPase activity, rotational mechanism
Source: RefSeq, a predicted model, not a curated record
UUAAAAACAAACAUUAUUGUAUUGAACAAAUUUAUUUACAAACAACAAGCUCCAUUACAACGGUUUAAGUUCCAACACAAAACGCAAAAUCAAGAGAAGAGGUUGUGAAUAAUAUGGCAUCAAGAUACUGGAUUGUGUCUCUUCCAGUACAAAAUUCGCACACUUCUCUUUGGAAUCGCUUACAGGAGCAAAUCUCCAAACAUUCCUUUGACACUCCUCUUUACAGGUUCAAUAUUCCUAAUCUCCGCGUUGGAACUCUCGAUUCACUUCUUGCUCUCAGCGAUGAUCUCUUGAAGUCAAAUAGCUUUGUUGAAGGAGUGUCUCACAAGAUCAGGCGACAGAUUGAGGAAUUGGAGAGGGUAUCAAGCGUGGAGAGUAACUCUUUGACUGUUGAUGGAGUACCGGUUGAUUCUUACCUCACUAGGUUUGUUUGGGAUGAAGCAAAGUACCCAACAAUGUCACCUUUAAGGGAAAUUGUUGAUGGCAUUCAUACUCAAGUAUCAAAGAUUGAAGAUGAUCUUAAGGUUCGUGUUGCUGAGUAUAAUAAUGUGCGCAGUCAACUCAAUGCUAUUAACCGGAAGCAAAGUGGAAGUUUAGCUGUUCGUGAUCUCUCCAAUCUGGUCAAACCUGAGGAUAUCAUUACCUCAGAACAUCUUGUAACGCUCCUUGCAAUUGUCCCCAAGUAUUCACAGAAAGAUUGGUUGGCCAGCUAUGAAACAUUGACUAACUAUGUGGUCCCAAGGUCGUCCAAGUUAUUGUAUGAGGAUAAUGAAUAUGCUCUCUACACGGUCACACUAUUUGGCCGCGUUGCAGACAAUUUCAGAACUGCCGCACGUGAAAAGGGCUUCCAAAUUCGAGAUUUUGAAUAUAGUUCAGAAGCACAAGAAAGUAGGAAGCAGGAGUUAGACAAAUUGGUCCAUGACCAGGAUCAUUUGAGAAGCUCCCUUUUGCAAUGGUGUUAUACCAGUUAUGGGGAGGUUUUUAGCUCCUGGAUGCACUUUUGUGCUGUACGUGUUUUUGCAGAGAGUAUUCUAAGAUAUGGUUUACCACCAUCUUUCUUGGCAUGUGUUUUAGCUCCAUCAACAAAGGGUGAAAAGAAAGUGCGAUCAAUUCUGGAAGAAUUGUGUGACAGUACACACAGCACCUAUUGGAAAUCUGAAGAUGAGGGGGGCGCAAUGGCUGGUUUGGGAGGUGAUGCUGAUGCUCAUCCAUACGUCUCUUUCACGAUCAAUCUUUUCUGAUUGAUGGUGAGUCGCGGUUCUGUGUCUGUACUCAUUUCAGCAUCCAAGUAAGUGUUCCUCCAGAGAGCAAUAAUAAUGGGGCGGAGUUGAAGAUAAUGUAUAUUAGAAUUAAUAACUCCAUUCUUUUGUUGUUAACUUGUGAUCUCAUUCUCAGCUUCAAUGAGGACAAUGGGGGAGAGAUCUUGUCGUCUGAAUUUUGUAUUUUUCAAAGUUAUAUUUUACAAGGUUUUGCUCUCUGUAACUAGUGACUAUUAACGCUCUAGCUGGACCUUCAAUUUAUUAUGUUAUAAUGAUCUGCAAGCUUUGAUGCACUUUUUCAA